CUCAUAUCCCUUCGCCAUGUCGCUCGACUGGUUAUCCCCAGCCCGCCGGUCGUUUGUCUGGUUCUGGAUAACAAUAUGUCUUCAUUUGCGUUUAGUAUUGGCCUAUGAGGUCGCGAUUACCGACAAAGACUACUCGCGUCAAGCAUGCAGCGGGAUGUGGGGAGGCGAGACGGCCUAUAUCAAUGUCACAUUCGACAAAUCAUCACAAGGUCAAGUCGCGAUGGUAAUUUACGAAUGGACAGAUGAGGACUACCUGGGAAAGAGGCGAGAAGGGCCUCUCAACGAACCUCUGCCAAAUAUCUACAUUUGCACGACAACCGCGCUAACUGGAGGUUACUGCAACGAGUCCCAGCUUGGGCGGUUCAUUCUGAACCUACCGACCGGAAAGUCCAUUAACGACACAAGUUUCUGGUCUGCCCGAGUUCAGCUUCCAGCGAGUCAGUCUUCCUUGAAGCCCUCGUCGAUUUCCGAGAGCGGGUUCUGGAAUAACCCGCCGAACGGAAGUUUCCCUACACCCCCUGCAAGUGAAUGGGACUCUCCCUGGAAGCGCCGAAAUGCAGGCGAUCAUAUCCUCUCUCUUACAAGGCGAGGGGAAGAACAUGAAGGUCUCUACGCGUACAGUGAACCUAUCCACUACCCUGUUCGAAAGACCGGGUAUUACUGCGUCGCAAUCGUUCCUCUCAACGAGGAGAAUCAAUCUCCAGCUGCAGCAACUGGAGAUGCAACUGCGACUCAUCCGCCAUACCGAGCCAACAUCCUUUUCAAGAACGUCUUUGAAGGCCAACUCCCAGCAACCGAUUAUCCUAAAGUCACUUUCUAUUUCGCCAUGUUCUUGGCCUACUCUGUGAUCGCCUUGUUAUGGGGCUUUUUGUGUUACAGGCACAUGCAAGAAUUGCUUCCCAUUCAAUAUUACCUGUCUGGUCUGGUCGCAUUGCUUGUGGUGGAGAUGCUGGCGAACUGGGUAUACUACCGAUACCUUAAUGCCCACGGAAAAGGUGCUACCUCGACUGCAUUCCUUAUAGUCGUCGCCAUCUUGGACGCUGGUCGUAAUUCUAUGUCAUUCUUUAUGCUCCUUGUCGUAUCCCUCGGAUUGAGUGUCGUACGGGAGUCUCUGGGAUCCACAAUGCGCAAGUGCCAAGCGCUAGCAGUCGCUCAUUUCAUCUUCGGAAUUCUUUACGCCAUCGGUAUCGUGGAACUCGAAAUGGAGUCUACCUCUGCACUCCUUUUACUUCUAUUUAUCAUCCCCCUCGCGUUCACCCUCAGUGGGUUCCUACUUUGGAUCAUGUACUCCUUGAACGCAACCAUCCAACAACUCCGCGCCCGAAAGCAGCGGUACAAGCUUAGGAUGUUCACUCGACUCCAUUAUAUCCUCAUUUUCGCGGUCGUGGUGAUCGGAGCAUUCUUUGUGGUUUCCUCCAUGUCUUUCUCCGGACGUUUGGCUGAAGCCACAUUGGCUAUGUCAGACGAAAUUGCGCAAGACGAAGAAGAGGCAGAGGACUAUGAUUUGCAAGCCAUUCAAGACCGAAGCCGCCAUCGUGAAGAGGAAGAUGACGAUGCUGCAACCUUGGUCGGCGGCCGUCGAGGGCCUGGAGAUUCCGUGUCUGGGGAUGUCGUCUUCGAAAUCGGUGACGAGGACGAUGAUGACGAUGACGCUCACAAAAAACACAAAGCUCAACGGCUCUCUGGAGAGAACCCUGACUAUCAACCUGUCGAUGGUCGCGGUGGGGAUCGUGAGGAGCGCGAAGGGCUGAUGCGCCGGGACGAUUGA
This is a messenger RNA of Coprinopsis cinerea okayama7#130, 1768 nucleotides long. RefSeq lists its product as hypothetical. The coding region runs from base 17 to 1768 and encodes 583 amino acids. Gene Ontology annotation, biological process: retrograde transport, endosome to Golgi. Gene Ontology annotation, cellular component: Golgi apparatus; membrane. NCBI's taxonomy places the organism in Eukaryota, Fungi, Basidiomycota, Agaricomycetes, Agaricales, Psathyrellaceae. The transcript is spliced from 12 exons. The record is from RefSeq and is a predicted model, not a curated record.